Messenger RNA from Amphiprion ocellaris (clown anemonefish), 942 nucleotides. Its product is annotated as ceramide synthase 5-like. Gene Ontology annotation, molecular function: DNA binding; sphingosine N-acyltransferase activity. Gene Ontology annotation, biological process: ceramide biosynthetic process. The record is from RefSeq and is a predicted model, not a curated record. NCBI's taxonomy places the organism in Eukaryota, Metazoa, Chordata, Actinopteri, Pomacentridae. The transcript has 9 exons. The coding region runs from base 1 to 942 and encodes 313 amino acids. Gene Ontology annotation, cellular component: membrane.
AUGUCUUACAGCAAACUAAACCAGAAAUGGCUAGUGGCCAAGCCCUGUGCCCACAUACUUCAGAUUGAGGCAGGAGUGCCUCGGCGAGCUCAGCCCAACGCUGUCCUGGAGAGGCUCUAUCAGUCCAAAAUGUGCCCAGACACGAGGCAACUAGAGGGACUCUCCAAGCAGCUGGACUGGGAUGUGCGCAAAAUCCAGAGAUGGUUUCGCAUCCGUCGGAACCAAGACAGGCCCAGUAUGCAGCAAAAGUUCUGUGAGAGCAUGUGGCGCUUCACCUUUUACCUGGUGACCUUUCUCUAUUCCAUUUCCCAUUUAUGGGUGUCUCUCAGUCCUGAGCAGUACAACCACUAUGUGGCAGAGCUGGCUUUCUACUGGUCUCUGAUGUUUUCCCAGUUCAUAGACAUUAAGCGUAAGGAUUUCAUCAUCAUGCUUGUCCACCACCUGGCCACCAUAAUCCUCAUCACUUUCUCCUAUGCCAACAACAUGCUUAGAGCCGGCACUUUGGUCAUGUGUGUGCACGAUGCGUCUGACAUCUUCCUCGAGGCAGCCAAGCUGGCCAACUAUGCCAAGUACCAAAGGCUAUGUGACGGCCUGUUUGUGGUUUUCAGUAUAAGCUUUUUCUUCACUCGACUUGUCAUCUUUCCUUUCUGGAUUGUUUACAGUGUUCUGUUUGAGAGCUGGGAGAUUGCUGGACCGUAUCAGGCCUGGUGGCUGUUUAACGGCUUGCUGCUGGUCCUGCAGACUCUUCACAUCAUCUGGUUCUACCUCAUCACUCGCAUUGCUAUCAAGGCCAUAUUCAAGGGGAAGGUGUCCAAAGAUGACCGCAGUGACAUAGAGAGCAGCUCAGAUGAGGAGAAUCAUUCCAAUUUCAAUAAAAGCACCCUAAAACCAAAGGACUUCAAUCACAGCAGUGGCCUUAAUGGAGAAACUCAUGACCACUGA